Anolis sagrei ordinatus is the source of this 513-nucleotide messenger RNA. The record is from RefSeq and is a predicted model, not a curated record. Lineage: Eukaryota; Metazoa; Chordata; Lepidosauria; Squamata; Anolidae.
AUGGCUUCCUUGGAGGGGCGUGGGCGGUGGAAGAAGAAGGAGGGGGAGGAGUGUAGAAGGCGCCUUUGUUGGGAUGCAAAUUGCAGCAUCCCCAGGCUGUGUAGUGAAAAAAUACGGAUAUUGGGAGUACAAGAGGGUACACGGGGGCUAUACCUCACAGAAGCAGGGCGGGAAAACAAAACCGCUGUUGUGGUGGGUACAGUGACAGAUGACAUCCGCAUCCAGGAGAUCCCCAAACUGAAGAUUUGCGCCCUUAGAGUGACAAAAGUUGCUCGCACCCGAAUCCUAAAAUCUGGAGGACAGAUCAUGACUUUUGACCAGUUAGCUAUGGCUGCCCCAAAAGGCCAGGGAACAGUAUUGCUUUCUGGUCCCAGGAAAGCCCGGGAAGUCUACCGGCAUUUUGGCAAGGCUCCUGGCACCCCGCACAGUCAUACUAAGCCAUAUGUCCGGUCCAAGGGCCGUAAGUUUGAACGGGCUCAAGGUCGCCGUGCCAGUCGAGGCUACAAAAACUAG